This is a messenger RNA of Megalops cyprinoides (Indo-Pacific tarpon), 945 nucleotides long. RefSeq names its product adenosine receptor A2a-like. Gene Ontology annotation, cellular component: membrane. The transcript has a single exon. The coding region runs from base 22 to 945 and encodes 307 amino acids. The record is from RefSeq and is a predicted model, not a curated record. Gene Ontology annotation, molecular function: G protein-coupled adenosine receptor activity. Gene Ontology annotation, biological process: G protein-coupled adenosine receptor signaling pathway; adenylate cyclase-activating G protein-coupled receptor signaling pathway; vasodilation. NCBI's taxonomy places the organism in Eukaryota, Metazoa, Chordata, Actinopteri, Elopiformes, Megalopidae.
GUCUCCCUCAACGUGCCCUACAUGGCGGCCGAGCUGGUCAUUGCAGCCCUCUCCACGGUGGGCAACCUGCUGGUGUGCCUGGCCGUGGGCAUCAACAAGCGGCUCCGCACCGUCACCAACUACUUCCUGGUGUCCCUGGCGGUGGCCGACAUCUGCGUGGGUGGCCUGGCCAUCCCCUGCGCCAUCAUGACGGACAUGGGCAUCCCGCGUCACAACCUGUAUCUGUGCCUGCUGAUGCUCUCCGUGCUCAUCAUGCUCACUCAGAGCUCCAUCUUCAGCCUGCUGGCCGUGGCGGUGGAGCGCUACCUCGCCAUCUUCCUUCCCUUCCGCUACCACACCCUCAUGACGCCGCGCAACGCCGUGCUGGUUAUCCUGGUCACCUGGGUGCUGGCCUUCCUCAUCGGCCUGGUGCCGCUCAUGGGCUGGUACAAGACGCCGCCCGAGUCCGGCUACUGCUUCUUCGUCUUCGUGGUGGACAUGACCUACAUGGUCUACUUCAACUUCUUCGCCUGCGUGCUGACGCCCCUGGUGGUCAUGUUCCUGAUCUACGCGCAGAUCUUCGUGACGGUGAAGCGGCAGGUGCGGCGCAUCGCGGCCGAGCGGGCGCAGGGCGAGGCCCAGGCCAAGCGGGCGGCCAGCAUGCGGCGGGAGAUGAAGACAGCCACCUCGCUCUUCCUCGUGCUCUUCCUCUUCACCGUCUGCUGGAUCCCGCUGCACGUCAUCAACUGCUUCCUGCUGCUGUGCCCGCGGUGCACCGUGCCCCUGCCGCUCCUGCUGGCCGCCAUCAUCCUCUCCCACGCCAACUCGGCCGUCAACCCCUUCCUCUACGCCUACAAGAUGAAGGCCUUCCGCCGCUCCUUCAAGGCCAUCUUCCUCUGCUGCCGGGUCUCCGCGGAGGCCGACGACGGCACGGACGAUGGUGGCACUGCCACACACAGAUCCUGA